GAGAACAAUGAUAGAAUUUCAGAUUUUAAAACUUAAGCAUACAAGCCAGUACUUGUUUAAUGUUUUGUACUGAAAGGGGCACGUUAUGUAUGUCAUUCUCCAGUACAGUGACAUGUACACACAUGCACACCUACUGCACACAUGCACGAGACUGCACUCAGACACUCUACCUGCUGCACUCGCACACAUCAUAUGCGUGCACACACCAAACUCCACACAGGCAUUUUGUACACACACACACACACACACACACACACACACACUACAUUGCACACACGCACACACUGCACUCACUCUGCACACACACACACCUCUUAGGGAACCUGCUUGUGGAGCUUCUCCAGUACAGAGAAAUGCUGGCUUGGGUUUAAAGCCAGGCCGAGAUGCAGCUACUGCUGCUCGCGCUUCUGCUGCUGCCCCAGGCGCCCGGGUCCUCGGAAAACCUGAUGUUUGGCACCGAGGCGCUAGAACACUCAAGAAAUCAUGUCCAACACCUCUCCAGCUCCUUAGGCCUCGGCUAGUGUCGGCGUUGGUUCUCCAGGCUCCCAGGGUGAGGCGGCAGAGUGACACCUGGAGCUCCUGGGGCAGCUGGAGCCCUUGCAGCCGGACCUGUGGAGGGGGCGUCAGCUUCCGGGAGCGCCCUUGCUACUCCCAGAGGAGAGAUGGGGGCUCCGGCUGCGUGGGCCCCUCCCGGAGCCACCGCUCUUGCCGCACCGAGAGCUGUCCCGACGGGGCCCGCGACUUCAGGGCGGAGCAGUGCGCCGAGUUCGACGGCCAGGAGUUCCAGGGGCGGCGGUACAAGUGGCUGCCGUACUACGGCGCCCCAAACAAAUGUGAACUGAACUGCAUUCCCAAGGGGGAGAGCUUCUACUACAAGCACAGGGAGGCCGUCAUAGACGGGACACCCUGCGAGCCUGGCAAACGGGACAUCUGCGUGGAUGGCAGCUGCCGGGUUGUCGGCUGUGACUACAACCUGGACUCGUCGAAGCAGGAGGACAAGUGUCUGCAGUGUGGUGGUGAUGGCACGACCUGCUACCCCGUCACAGGCGUCUUUGAUGCCAAUGACCUCAGCAGAGGCUACAACCAGAUCCUCAUAGUUCCCGUGGGGGCCACCAGCAUCCACAUUGAGGAGGCGGCCGCCAGCAGGAAUUUCCUGGCGGUGAAGAGCGUCUGUGGUGAAUACUACCUCAACGGGCACUGGACCAUCGAGGGCGCCCGGGCCCUACCUGUGGCCAGCACCGUCCUGCACUAUGAGCGGGGAGCUGAGGGGGACCUGGCGCCCGAGCGGCUCCACGCCCGCGGCCCCACCUCGGAGCCCCUGAUCAUCGAGCUCAUCAGCCAGGAGCCCAACCCUGGCGUGCACUUCGAGUACCACCUGCCCCUGAGCACCCCCCGGCCCGGCUUCAGCUGGAGCCACGGCUCGUGGGGCGACUGCAGCGCCACGUGUGGUGGAGGUCAGCAGACCCGCCCAGUGUUCUGCAUCAUCGACAAUGAGGUCUACCCCGAACACCUGUGCCGGCACCAGCCGCGGCCGGCUGACCGCCGCCCCUGCAGCCCUCAGCCCUGCCCACACACCAAGCGGUCCUUGGGCCCCACAGCCAGGAAGGGCCACUCCCCACUUGGCUGGAAGACGGGGCCCUGGACUCCCUGCUCGGCCUCCUGUGAGGGCGGCUCCCAGUCCCGCACUGUCUACUGUGUCUCAUCUGAUGGCGCCGGCGUCCAGGAGGCUGCUGAGGACACCGAGUGUGCGGCCCUGCCUGAGAAGCCCCCUACCACGCAGGCCUGCAACCUGCAGCGCUGCACAGCCUGGAGCGCGGAGCCCUGGGGCGAGUGCUCUGUCAGCUGUGGCGCCGGGGUCCGGAGGCGGACUGUCACCUGCCGGGGUGACGAGGGGUCUCUGCUCCACGCCACAGCGUGCUCCUUGGAGGACCGUCCUCCCCUCACUGAGCCCUGUGUGCAUGACAGCUGUCCCCCGCUCAGUGACCAGGCCUGGCACGUAGGCGCCUGGGGUCUAUGCUCCACGAGCUGCAGCUCGGGCACUCGGAGGCGCCAGGUGGGCUGCGCCAUUGGCCCGCCCGGCCUCUGUGGGAGCCUGCAGCCCUCCAGGCCUGCGGAUGUGGAGCCCUGUAACACGCAGCCCUGCCAUCUUCCUCCAGAAGUCCCCAGCAUGCAGGACAUGCACACCAGCCCCAGGGACCCGUGGAUGUCUCUGGGCCCACGGGAGGCCCCCACCUCAGAUUUCAGAGACCAGUGGUGGGCACCCCAGGAGCAACCCUCAGCUCGGGGUAACCCCAGAGGCGACCAGAGCCCACACCUGCCAGCCCCGGGCCCAGCCCCAUCUCUGCGGCAUUCCUCACACCGGCAGCCCCUGCGGUCUGGCUUGGGGCCCCGUGACUGCAGACACAGCCCCCAUGGGUGCUGCCCCGAUGGCCACACUGCGUCUCUUGGGCCACAGUGGCAAGGCUGCCCGGGGGCCUCAUGUCAGCAGAGCAGGUUCGGGUGCUGUCCUGACGGGGUGUCUGUGGCCGAGGGGCCCCAUCAGGCUGGCUGUGCGAGCUCUUAUGGACGCAGCAACACCGGGAGCAGGCCACAGUCGAGAGAGGUGGCUUCCACGGCCCAGCAGAAUGAGCCCAGUGAGUGCCGGGUCUCCCAGUUCGGCUGUUGCUACGACAACAUGGCCUCUGCGGUGGGCCCUCUUGGGGAAGGCUGUGUGGGCCAGCCCAGCUACAUGUACCCUGUGCGGUGCCUACUGCCCAGCGCCCAUGGCUCCUGCACGGACUGGGCCGCCCGCUGGUACUUCAUCGCCUCCGUGGGCCAGUGUAACCGUUUCUGGUAUGGUGGCUGCCACGGCAACGCCAAUAACUUUGCCUCAGAGGAGGAGUGUGUGAGCAGCUGCCGGGGACCCCAACAUGGGCCCCGCCGACAAGACCCCGGGGCCUCUGGCCAAAGCACCCAUAGAGACAGUGGCGGCAGCGGUCCUGGGGACCAGCAGGAGGCCAGCCGGCACGGGACGGGGCCUGUUGUCCAGAGAAAGCCCUUGCCUUCCGGUGGCCUCUGGAGGCAAGAUCAAGAGCCUGGGCCGGGGGCCGUGGACCACAGACAGGCCUUUGGAGAAGGGCCGCAGGGCCAGGACCUUGGGCCCAGUGCUGCUGGACUGGGCGGAGACGCAGGACCACCAGUGCCACCUUCCCACAGCUCCUCCUACAGGAUCACCCUGGCAGGCUCGGAGCUCUCCCUGGUACAGGUGGCCCUGGGGCAGCUGGUGCGGCUCUUCUGCCCAGAUGACAGCUCCCUGGACCCCCACGCCAGGUGGCAGAAAGACGGGCGGCCUAUCUCCUCUGCCAGGCACCAGCUGCAGCCCGAUGGCUCCCUGGUCAUCAGCCCCCUGCGGGCAGAGGACACUGGCACCUACAGCUGUGGCAGCACCAGGCCAGACCGUGGCUCUCAGAAGAUCCAGCUUCGCAUCACAGGGGGUGACGUGGCCGUGAUUCCUGAGGCUGAACCAAGGCACUUCCCUCAGGCCAGGGACCCAGCCCAGGGCCACAGUCCUCGGGACCCCAGCCUAGGGGGCGGUUCUGGGGGCCGGGGGGCCGUCUCCUCCUCACACCCAUGGCCCACGAGCAGGCUGCGUCUGGACCGGCACCAGCCUGGGGUGGUGGACGCCCAUCCAGGCCAGCAGAUCCGGCUGACCUGUCGUGCUGAGGGCUUCCCACCCACAAGCGUCGAGUGGCAGAGAGAUGGGCAGCCCCUCUCUUCUCCCAGACACCAGCUGCAGUCCGACGGCUCCCUGGUCAUCAGCCGCUUGGCUGUGGAAGAUGGAGGCGUCUAUACCUGUGUUGCAGUCAACGGGCAGGACCGAGACCAGCGCUGGGUCCAGCUCAGAGUUCUGGGGGAGCUGACAAUCACAGGGCUGCCCUCUACGGUGAUGGUGCCAGAAGGUGACACGGCCAGGCUGCUGUGUGCGGUGGCGGGCGAAAGCGUGAACAUCAGAUGGUCCAGGAAUGGGCUGCCGGUGCGGGCCGAUGGCCACCGUGUCCACCAGUCCCCGGAUGGCACACUGCUGAUCCACAACCUGCAGGCCAGGGACGAGGGCUCCUACACAUGCAGCGCCUACCGUGGAAGCCAGGCAGUCAGCCGCAGCACCGAGGUGAAGGUGGUCCCGCCGGCACUGGCCACCGUGCCGAGGGACCCUGGCAGGGAGUGCAUCGACCAGCCGGAGCUGGCCAACUGUGAUUUGAUCCUGCAGGCCCGGCUCUGCGGCAAUGAGUACUACUCCAGCUUCUGCUGUGCCAGCUGUUCCCGGGUCUAGCCUCCUGCUCAGCCCAUCUGGCAGCAGGGAUACAACUCACAGGGCUGGGAGAAGGGAAGACAGGCUCUCGGUCUCCCCUGUCUGGCUGGCAAAGGGAGUUCUCCUCCGGAGACACUGGCCUCUUCAAAGCUGCUCCGGCAGUUGAGCACCAGCGGCAGCCUCCCUCUGUAGUCCCAGCAGUGUUUGCUUCUCUGACGUACCACAAGCGCCUAUCUGGAUAAGGACAUCCUUCACUUUACAACAACUUCCCUCUAAAAUUUGUUACACAGGAUCAGUUCACUGUGUUUUAAAGAAAGCCACCAGGGUUCUCACUUCAUUUAAAGCUGUGUGGGGAGGUGUGUAAUGAUCUCAAAGUUAAUACCUAUCUUCUACGGGAACACUAACUCCUGUUGUGUCAGGGAAGCAUACUUUGAUAGAACUAGGUCUCAUCUGGGGUCCAAACAAACAGCGGUUCAUUGCUCUAGCCUCUCUCGCCCUUCUAGGUAGUAUAGCAACCAGCUUCAAAUCCCAUCUGUGCAUAUGGUCAUUAAUAGCAUGAUGUUUGUGAAAACUGUCGACGAAGUGGAAUAUAAAUGAAAGGCCCAGUAUAGGGAUUUGGGAUGAAAGAGCAGCCACUGCAUCAUUAUCUGAGUAUGAAAGAACUAGAAAAGCUCCUUCCUUUCAUCAAGAGGCUGGAUGGAGCCUUCCUCCCGAGGCAGACAUGCAAAGCCAAGCCGUGAGGAUCGUCUCACACCUGCAGGGAGCAGGUGGGCCUGUUCGGUGCAGUGACCACCAAGGAGCCUCUCUUCCUCAAGCCAGUAUGUCUGAUGCAAAAUACUUGCUGCCAGAUAAAAAGCAGACUGUUGGGCUUCCCUGGUGGAGCAGUGGUUAAGGAUCUGCCUGCCAAUGCAGGGGACGCAGGUCUGAGCCCUGGUCCAGGAAGAUCCCACAUGCUGCAGAGCAACUAAGCCCGCGAGCCACAACUACUGAAGCCCGUGUGCCUAGAGCCCGUGCUCCGCGACAAGAGAAGCCACCGCAAUGAGAAGCCCACGCACCGUAACAGAGAGUAGCCCCUGCUCGCUGCAACUAGAGAAAGCCUGUGUUGCAGCAACAAAGAUCCAACUCAGCCAAAAAUAAAUAAGUAAAUAAAACAAAAACACUAUUAUAAAAAACAGCACCAGCAGGAUGGGGGGGAACCAAUGGAGUGGAGGGCAAUGUAAUACAGGGAAGUGGUUUCAGAAAUGGUUUGAGUUGGAAGAGGUCAUUCUUCCUCUCUUGGAGCCUCUUAAUUCCUUGCUGCUAAAUCAAGAGGCCUGGUUUCAGUGAGUUUCCGAGUUUCUUUCCACUUUAACCUUCUACACAUCCUCCAGAGGACUGGCUGGGCCUAGUAACAGAGGUUAUUCUGGGACACAAGAAAGACAGGCAUUACAGGGAAAGGUGACUUUUUUAUUACCAACACACUGGCUGGAAAAGACAAACAGCUGCAUCAUGGGUGAGUGAUACUUCUUCUUGGUCUACCUCUCAUUCAACAAAAGAAAUGUGGUGGCACAGGUCUUUUUUUCAUUUUUAAAAAAAUAUUGAGGUGCAUCCCUUUCCCUAACCAUGGCUGGUUUUGCUGUAGAAAUUGGAAAAUAAGGGCUACCUUCUUGGACUCCCCCGUUCUUUAGUUAAACUAGUAUUUGGCAAAUUUGUGACACACUUCAGAAGGUAAGUUUGAGGUAGGUUAGUUCUUGGAACUAGUCACAGAGUAGUGGGGUAAGGUUAGAGGUGAGAGUAAAACUCAAUCUAGACCGGUGGUUCUCAACCUUCUUCCAUACUGGGAGCUUUUUAAAAAACUGAACCUGGGGUUCUACUCUCCAGAGAUUUUGAUUUAAUUGGUCUGGAGUAUGGGCCAGGCAUGAGGAUUUUAAAAUCUCCCAGAUGAUUCUAAUACGUAUUCAAAGUUGGAAAUCACUGCUCCAGCCCAACUUCUCAGAAUGUGAAUCUCGUCACAAUGCAGAUCCUGACUAGGUCUGGGGUCGGCUGAGGUUCUGUAUCUCUAACCAGCUGCCAGGUUGAAGUCUGCACUUUGAGCAAGAAGAAUCUGACAUCAGAGAUGCGCUUAGGAACAACCAAAGCCUAAAGUGUGGAUACAAAUAUGAAUUUUAAGAAUAUACUAGUCCCAGUGAAAGAUUUUCUAGCCAUCAACCUAGAAAUCUGUGGCGGCAGUAGAAUGGAGAGAGGACAAGACCAAAAAGAACCAAAACUCACUUGCUAAUAAAGGGGAAAGAAUAGCCCUUCAUGGCCAAAAGCUUCUACCACGAACAUUUAUUUCUGUUAAAGCAGAUUAUAAAUUCUCAUCAGUACAAAUAUAUAUAACUUACAUUUGAUUGUAAGGCCGACGUUCAAAAGUAAAAAUGAGAUGGGAUCUCACGUUGUCACCAGAGGUCAAGUGGCUGCAACUGGCAAAUGGGAUGUUCUGCUCACUGGGAGGGAGAGGGAUGGACACACACACCCCCACAUGCACACGCACAAGCAGUGCUAAUAAAACUAGAACCUCCAUCCCCACAAAACUCAUGGGAACAAAACUUACUUAAAGCAAAACCCACCAAGACCUACAUGACAAACCAACACAGUAACCUGUGUUCCUGUCUAUGGAUAUGAUUAUGUCAUUGUCACCUUAGUGUUAAAACAAAGUAAAGGAUUAACAUAAGGAAACUGCAGCAAUAUAUAGAAGAAAAUACAUAUUCUCUAUUUAGAUUGAUUCCAUUAAAAUAAUGACAUUAGAAUUUCUUUAUAGGUUUAAAACCAGGACAAUACUGCUCACUCUUUAUUUAAAACUACAACCUAGUUGACUAUAUUGGUCAUAAGCAUGAUUGUUGUUGCAAUGUGCUACUUACAGUAAAUGAUACCAAGUAAGCUAGGGAUCCCGUCUGCAACUUCCAACCCUUCCUCUUUUUACUUCAAUAGGCAUAAUGAUAAAUCAAUCUUAUGUACAAUUUCUUACAGCUAACCCUUUACCUUUGGCAAGAUUACUUACAACUCAUACAACUUUUUAAUAGUGAGAACUAUUUAAAAUAUUCUAAAUGCAUAAAAAUAAAGAUUUUGGCUUUUUGAUAUAUAUUUAUAAUAUUUAUUCUUACUCAAAAUGGAAGCUCAACUUUACCCCUAAAAUAUAGCUCUGCUGGGCGGCUCCUGAUGUGCCCUCCUGGGAAUUCUGGCAGCACAGCCUGCCUCUUGUCCCCAGCCCAAGCACAGGCCACCUUGUUUUUGAUCUUUAAGACAGGCCAGUACUGAGAGAGGAGGCAGGUGAAUGGCCUGAAAAACAAAGGGAGAUCGUUUUGCUUCCCGUUGUGUUUUAUAUUCCAGUAAAUGUGCUUUGAAUACAGGUUCCUGUUCAGAUACUUCUGCCUCUCUGUUGCCAGAGAUUUGUGAGGGCCUGAGGGAGGAAGAGGGGGGCAGAGGGUAACAUUUCCUUAAAUUCUUUAGUCUAACUGCAAGACAGCUCUUCUCUAGGAAUGGUUUUCUCCACUUUUUUCAAUCACCCCUUCAGCACUCUAUGCCUGGACAUGCUCCUGGGGACCUUUGGGAUUAGUGAAAAGCGUACUGGUUGGGAACACAAAGUCCCCUUAGCUCCUUUGACCUCCACCCUCCGCCCUUGCCUAAGUACAGACAAAAUACGUAAACCAUAAGGACUGCUUAAAGUUCAAUUUCAAAAGUCUUCUGUAAGUCACUGGAGAAAGGGUUGGUGGGGGAGGGGUUAGUACGCUGCUUGGACUUGCUUUCUAAUGCGGCCCACUGGGCUUCGAAAUGAUCCACUGGGCAGGUGCCUGCAGGAACCUCUGUGUGCUUGUCUCCUGAGGCCAACCUGCCAUCGUCUACACCAUUGAAAGCUGCAGAACCGUUGAGGUGCUGAGCAGGAGGCUUAAAGAAGGGACUGGCAGUAGCACUGCUUGUCUCGUACUGAGGGAAUGUCUGCUGCUUGAUCAGGUUGGGAGACUGAUGGGGUUGGGCAGCCUGAGGGUGGCCUGCAGUGCCAAACACGUUGGCAACCAUCUGGGAGGGAGUGAUGCCCACCACAGGCACAUUAGGGGCUGGAUAGGUCAUCCCGUUAGCCACAGGAUAGGACUGGGCAGGGACAAAGGCUGGCUGCAGGGGUGGGACCACACCCACUGGCACAGGCUGAGAGGUGAGGAAUGCAUUUCCUUGGAAAGGUGGCGCUGGCUGGGAGAUGGCACUGGGUGGAGGAGGUUGGAGAACUGGCUGCAGAGGGGCAGCUGAGGCCUGGGGCUGCUGAGCCCGGACGCACUUGGACACCUCUUCCAACCAGCGGUCAGCCUCAGAGGGAGUGCGUCUGUGACCAGCCUGGAAGAGACCUGGAGAGACAGCACCAGAAGAUUGACCCCACUCGGUCCCUGGAACCAACAAGAGGAAGAGAGGAGAGAAUCAGAAUUAUUAGGGGCUUCUUUCUUCACUGGAUAAUCUUGGCUAUUUGAAUGAGCCUAACGUAGAACAAGCCCCCCAGUGGGAUAUUCUGUGGUUUUGGUAGAUGGGAGGAAAGUCUCUAUUACCAGGUUUUGUGGUAGGACAGGGAGAACCCAUGAGACCAUGUGGCUACCUCAGCCACACUGAGGAGCUGCUAGAUAUGGCUCAACUGCAUCGAACCAAGGCUGCUGGCUGGCAUCAGAACCCGUCCCCACCGUUGCUGUGGCCUGCACAUACUCUAAAGGGCCUGAGGUAAUUUACCUUCUGCUCUAACAGAAUGAAAAGAAAAUAACCAGCGACUUGGUGCCGUACUUUGUGGCCCCUUCCUGGCUUCCAGACAUAUGUUGUCUUCCUGGUGAACUGCCUUUAAUGUUAUUAAGUUUUUUUAAAAUGUUCAUUACAGAAAAACUAGAAAAUAUAGAAAAGCAAAUCCAAGGUGCUUUUUGCAGCCUUUUUUGUAGGCCUGCCAUUGUAAGAGGCAGAGUCGUCUCUUCCUGCAGGCAUGGCCACGGAUCUGCAUCCAGGGACAGGCUCUCUGGAGGUGGGGCCCAGGAAUCUGGGUAUUAUGCAGCUCUAUGGGUGGUUCUAUGGUCCUAAGAACUAUCAACCUAACCUCUUUAGUUCCUCUCUGAAGGAACCAUCCUUUCUUUUUGUCUUUUUUUAACUGGAGUACUGUUGCUUUACAGUGCUGUGUCAUUUUCUGCUGUACAGCAAAGUGAAUCAGCCAUACGUAUACAUAUAUCCCCUCUUUUUUGGAUUUCCUUCCCAUUUAGGUCACCACAGAGCACUGAGUAGAGUUCCCUGUGCUAUAUGGUAGGUUCUCAUUAGUUACCGACUUUAUACAUAGUAGUAAAUAUGUGUCAAUCCCUAUCUCCCCAUUCAUCCCCUUGCCCCCUUGGUAUCCAUAUGUUUGUUCUCUAUGUCUGUGACACCAUCCUUUCUUAGUAGUAGUUUAUUUCCAAGAGGGAUCAUACUUUUCCUAAAAGGACUCCUCCCUGGUUCCCACUCAGCUAAAUGGCUGAUUUUUGAACAAGGGUCACUUAUCUGAUCCCAGAAUCCUCACCAUCAUCUGUGGUCACCUUACCCGAAUGUGUGGCUGCAAUUCCCUUGUUAGCAGCAUCAGGGGCAUAGGCCCAAGGGUUGGUUUCACGCACAGGCAUUGCUACGGGUGCUAGAGCAGUAUGGGCUGGCUUAGCAGCAAGCACAUGGAAGGCUGAGUCAGUGCCAUUAGCUACAAUGGGAGCAGACAACACCAAUGUAGUUAAAUUCAUGCAAGGUGUACAGGUGGCCCCUUGGAGCUGGGUCAGUCAGGUCAAUGUGCAAUACUGGUGGAACACAUAAAACAGAAAAGUUGGUGUUGGGAUAACCAUGCCAUUUGCAAUGGAUACACAAACCUUUUGGCAAAGAGGGAAUUAGAGGAUGUAAUUAAAAUGGGUGUACUGAUAAAGCCGUAUGACUCUUUUAGGAAAAUACGUGUAUGGAGAGAGAGGAAAUGAAGACUAGAAAAACAAUUUCAAAUUAAGUUGAACAGAGCUGCUUUGUAUUUCAAGCAGGAAAAAGUCUAACUAUUCUAAGAUACAGCUUAGCCUUCGGCAUAUGAUAUAGAUAAAGUAUUUUCUUCUCCUACCACUAUUCCAAAAGAUCAAAUUAUGCCAACAAUAACAACAAUGGUUAAAUACAAUAAGUCCUUAUUAUGUGCUAGGCACUAUGCUAAUAGUACGUUAGUGUGCAUCAUCUUAAUUAAUUCUCUCAAAACCCCCAUAUUACAGAUGAGAAAAAUCAAACUUGGUAUAUGUUUUCAUAUGCUUAAUAAUUUUUUAAUUUGCUAUAGAAUUAAUUUCAUCUUUUUUAAAGGUUUUUUUCCCCUCAGUAAUGUUUGUAAUAUCUCAAGGCACCUACUGUUCUUUCCUGUCUCCCUUUAUUAAAAUCUCCUAACCCGUGCUCCUUUACUCCAGACAUCUAUUCCAUCCCUUUCUAUUCCUUAGCCUAGCUCUCUAUAUUUCAUAUGGAACAGACAAGCAGGCACCUUCUCCUGCCCUACACCAAUCAGUCCCUCUUUAAGACUCAGCGACUAUGCUUAUGGCAUUGGUAUGAUUUACCCAGGGCUUGCCUAAAAGACUAGCUUAUCCACACACUGAGAUUCCCUUAAAGGCAGGGAAAGGACUAUAUUCUAUUCAGUUUUGUAUACCCACUGCCCUGUAAAUAGGCACAGAGUAAGUAGACUGUAACAGGAAGUAUAUUCAGAAAGACCUGGGUUUAAAUCCUGGCUGUGUGAUUUGGGCAAUUUACUUAACCUCUGUGAGCCUCAUUUUCCUUAUCUGUGAUGCCUACCUCAAAGGGUUGUUGUGAGGAUUAAAUGAGAUGAAAAAAUGUAUGUCCUUACCAUGAUGUAUGUGGUAGACACUGUGCUAAGUGCCCAAUAAAUUGUGCCUAUUAUUAUUGGUAGUAUAAAUAUUUGUUAGAUGAAAUAAAAAGCCACUUGGUGCAUAUGACUA
Orcinus orca (killer whale) is the source of this 11247-nucleotide messenger RNA. RefSeq names its product papilin, proteoglycan like sulfated glycoprotein (gene PAPLN). Gene Ontology annotation, biological process: extracellular matrix organization. The transcript is spliced from 30 exons. Lineage: Eukaryota; Metazoa; Chordata; Mammalia; Artiodactyla; Delphinidae. The record is from RefSeq and is a predicted model, not a curated record. The coding region runs from base 86 to 4309 and encodes 1407 amino acids. Gene Ontology annotation, molecular function: serine-type endopeptidase inhibitor activity; metalloendopeptidase activity. Gene Ontology annotation, cellular component: extracellular matrix.